UCUUUCCACUUCUCGUAGAUGCCCCAACCUUCUCCACUUUGGUAGGUGAUUGAGAAAGAACCGUGAGUAUCCUGGACCCAACCAUGGAAGGAGAGGUUGAGAUAAGUAGACCUGGACAGCAAAGGCGAAAAAUUGGAAGAUUUUACACUUGUGUCCUAGGGAUGUGAUUUAGCUUCAGCUGGACUGGGGCCUGCAGGAGUUGAGUCCUAUGUAUUGCUGGCCUGCAGCUGCAAGUGAAGGGAAUUCUGCUACGGGAGACUGAGAAAACUCAAGGACCUCCGCGCUAAGGAGUUCCAUUUCCUGAUGGGCUGGCUCUGGAAAUGCCCCUGUAUCAGUAAUUGUUUGGCUCUUAAUGAAACUCUUCUGAGCGUGAAUCUCAGAUUUUUCAGCUGCCUCCCUGGGUGGCUAGGCCUGUGGCCCAUUGGACCUCUCUCCCCAAGAGGCAAUGGGCCCAGUGCCCAGGCUGCUCAGAGACCAGGUAUAUCAGAGCUUUCAUUUUUCCUUGCUGUGCCUUUAAGAACUGCAGGAAUGCAAAGAGUCUGGGGGAGGGGUGGGGUCUCCCAAAGGGAUUUCCGGGAAAAAGGAUCCCGGGAAUCUGGGCCAGAAACUAAACUGAGAGUCCAACUCUGAGAAGCUGGGGGUGGUAUGUGUGUUGGGUCAGGCCUGUGAUUGGACUGCAGAGUUCUCUAGGGAGGAAGAAAACAAAAGUAAAAAGGAAAGAGCUGGGGAGAGGGGAGAGGCCCACCCCGGCCCCCAUCCCACUCCUAUGCACACUCACCCAGGCCUGGAAGAGGGGACAGCCACUAGCCUGCAGAGGGUCCGUGUGUGUCAAAGGUGAUAGCGACAGAUGCUGGGCCCAGGAAGACCUCUACCCCAAGUCGGCCUGCAGGGCCUCCGGAGACUGACUUGCCAACAGCUGGACUUGAUCACCAGCUUGCUAAGCAAGAUCACGCAUCUGAGGGAGUAACUAGCAGACUUUGCUGUCUGGCUGUUUUUGGAGAAUUUUUCUCAGCAGCGGCUAGAAAGCAGGAGACCACCCCCUGGACCCUUGAGCCUUCUUCGAGAAGCAACAGCAGAAGAGAUUCCCACCCUGGGUGGUUUGCAGGACCAUGCUGGCUCUUAGGCGAGCUUCUGCUUUCAGCGUUCUGAUCCUCACGGCCUUUCUGCCCCUGCCGCAGUUCGCCCAGGACCCGGCCAUGGUGCACUACAUCUAUCAGCGCUUUCAAGUGUUGGAGCAAGGACUGCAGAAAUGUACCCAAGCAACGAGAGAAUACAUUGAAGAUUUCCGAGAGUUCUCGAAAAACAUAUCCGUUAUGCUGGGACGAUGUCAGACGUACACAAGUGAGUACAAGAGUGCGGUCCAUAACCUGGCCCUGAGAGUCGAACGUGCCCAGCGGGAGAUCGACUACCUGGAGUACCUGCGGGAGGCUGAGGUGUGCACAGAAUCAGAGGACAAGAUGCUGACAGAAAAGCAAGUCCAAGGAGCUGAGGAGGAGAAAAGGAUCCGGACACUGCUGAAUGCAAGCUGUGACAACAUGCUGAUGGGCAUAAAGUCUCUGAAAAUAGUGAAGAAGACAAUGGACACAGAUGGCUCUUGGAUGAAAGAUGCUGUCAGAGACUCUCCAAAAGUGUAUCUCUUAACUGGAUCCAGAAACAACACUGUCUGGGAAUUUGCCAGCAUCCGGGCAUUCAUGGAAGAUAGCACCAAGCCAGCCCCCCGGAAGCUGACCCUAACACAUUCCUGGCAGGGGACAGGCCAAGUGAUCUACAAAGGUUUCCUAUUUUUUCACAGCCAAGGGACUCCCAAUGAGAUCAUCAAAUAUAACCUGCAGAAGAGGACCGUGGAAGAUAGGAUGCUGCUCUCGGGAGGGGCAGGCAGAGCCCUGGCCUACCCGCGCUCCCCCUCGACUUACAUUGACCUGGCUGCGGAUGAGCACGGGCUCUGGGCCAUCCACUCAGGGCCAAGCAUCCACGGCCAUUUGGUUCUCACGAAAAUUGAGCCCGACACACUGGGAGUGGAACACUCAUGGGACACUCCAUGCAGAAGUCAGGAUGCCGAAGCCUCCUUCCUCUUGUGUGGUGUCCUCUACGUGGUCUACAGCUCUGGUGGCCUCGGCCCGCAUCACAUCACUUGUGUCUAUGAUCCGCUGGGCGCUGUCAUGGAGGAGGAUCUGCCCAACGUGUUCUUCCCCAGGCGGUCGAGGAGUCACUCCAUGAUCCAUUACAACCCUAGAGAUAAGCAGCUCUAUGCCUGGAAUGAUGGAAACCAGAUCAUUUACAAACUCCAGACAAAGAGAAAGCAGCCUCUGCAGUGAUACGUUGCAGCCACGAGGGAGAGCGCCGGGGAUGCUGCUCUCCGGGAGACAGAAGCCACAGCCCCUUUGCAACACAGAAUCCCUCUAAUCGCACACAGGGAUAGGGGCUGGAAGCGGGAAUGCGCACGCGUCCUUUUCCAGAUGGUACUGCCUUCACUGUCUUCCAAGAGCAUAGAUGAGAGUCUGUCAUUCAGGAAUUUUCAACAACUUCCAUUACGCAUCCAAACCUCCUGGAGCUCAAGGCCUUCCACAUUCCGAUCCAGUUUACUUCUAGCCUUUUCUUUUACUAGCAUUUACUCUAACUCUCCCCGCCCCCGCCCCCCAGCCAUUAGAAAUGUAAGCCACCCCCUAAUACUCCUGGCUUCUCUCCCCUCUGGUCUUUGCUCAAAUCUCUUUCCUCUUUCACAAAUGCCUACUGAUAUUCUUCCAUUAUUCACUGCCCAAAUAAAGUACUAUUUCUUAUUGAUGUUUAAUCUCGGUUUCCCCUGGUUCUGCCCCUCCACCAAGCCAGGUGGAUGUAAUAAUAAAGUGAAAACAUUACCAUUUGAGUACCAGUUUCCAGUUACAAAGUGUCUGCACCCAUGUUACAAGUCAUCUCACCCUUAGGAGAUAGUCAGGACAAGUCUUUAUAGAGGAGGAGGGUUCAGGUGAGCCAUUCAAAGUACCAAAGCUACAAAAUGAAAGAGCUAGAAAAUACUGCAAACCCCAUAAUCUUUCCGUUGUCCAAGGAAGCAUCAAAUAUAUAUGUUUGUUCGCCCAACCUUCUCUAAGCAAUACGUUAAUCAUCUCAACCUAAAAAUAAUGGUUCGCCCCUUUAGCUAGUCGCAUGUCCACACAAGACCCUCCUAUAGGCCUUUCAAAAGCUACUUCUUCUAGAAAACCAUCCUAAGGGUGAGGACCCCACCUCUGUUCUUAUCUUGCCUUUCCUUCCCUUGCUUUUCUCAUCUUGCUUGAAAUACAAUAAAACUGACACUGAACAACUAAA
This is a messenger RNA of Lagenorhynchus albirostris (white-beaked dolphin), 3300 nucleotides long. RefSeq names its product olfactomedin like 1 (gene OLFML1). Gene Ontology annotation, biological process: signal transduction. Lineage: Eukaryota; Metazoa; Chordata; Mammalia; Artiodactyla; Delphinidae. The transcript is spliced from 3 exons. The coding region runs from base 1110 to 2315 and encodes 401 amino acids. The record is from RefSeq and is a predicted model, not a curated record.